AUGGUGGUUGACAGUGGAGCCGCGGUGUCGGUGAUGUCAACUGGAGCAUGGAAUGGACUGAAGAAAGGUUGCCGAAAUUGGAUGGAGGUGGUGAAAAGGUUAGGGAAGCCUAGGUUCGAAGUGAUCGAUACUUCGAAAAAGAAGAUGCGUAUCAGUCAGCAAAUCGAAGUACCGAUUCAAGUGAGAGAUAGAAAGGCGGAAGUAGUUUUUCAGCUCGUUGAGAACGAUGCUGAAAUAAUGCUGCUUGGAACGAACGCAUUCGAAAGUAUUGGAGUUUCGGUGGAGUGGAAACAGGAAAGAACGGAUGUGCAACAGAAGAAGGGAAAGAGAGAUGCGACGAGUAGUGAGGAGAAGAAGGUUUUCGUGGUGGGAAAUCUGGGAAUCCGGGUGGAAAACACGAAACCUUCCGGACAAACUGCGGAGAGGAGCAAGGAGAUCGCUGUGGAUACAGUGACGGAGGAGAAAAAAGAAGGGAUGAAGCCAAAGAAGACGGUGAUUAGAGAAUCGAAGAUUCUCAUAACUCCGAGAAUCGGCGUGAAGGGGAAAUCCAUCUUUGAGUAUCGGAAAAGUGCGCUGGACACGUGGAAGAAUAGAUUCGAUUUUGCGAAUGUGGAAUCGAUCGUAUUCUUGUUAGAGCUCACGGAGGACGAGGAGACGAACCAAAAGUUGGGUGACUUGGUGCGAAAGUUAGCGGAGGAAGUGAAGGAGAUCACGAUCAUUCCGUACAAAAUGGAUUGUGCAAAAUCGAGAUUGGUGGAAAGUUGGAAACGGAGUUGGAUAACUGCCGGUCAUGUGAAGUGGAGCGAUUCGGCUGCGAGUGCGGGCGAAAAGUUCAAAACGUGGGAACAACUGCUGGAGUUCCUGGAGGCGAGGACGACAGAGAAUGUGGUGGUGGCCCAACUGAGAAAGGAGUCGGUGACUUCGGAGCCACGGAUAAAGGAGGACAAAUGGAGUCACCAGUGA
Molecule: messenger RNA, 963 nt
Organism: Caenorhabditis remanei
Lineage: Eukaryota; Metazoa; Nematoda; Chromadorea; Rhabditida; Rhabditidae
Exons: 1
Coding region: 1-963 (320 amino acids)
Source: RefSeq, a predicted model, not a curated record